AAUCCACGCAACACAGGGGGGGAAAUUAUAAUAUACAAUUCGUGCCACAUCCAUAGGGCGAACAGAAACCUCGAAUGAAUGCAGAAAUAAAAAUUAUUUCCGAUUCCGCUCAUUCAGAAAGACAGUCGGUGUCUAUGAACCAUGGAAAUGAAACCUUGAAAGCAGCACAGAUAAAAUACUCCCCACGAUCAUCAAACGCGCUGUACGGUACGUGGUGGUGAGUCUGGUCGGACUUCAUCACGUCCGCUCGUUUUUCGUGCGCGUGUCGCAGGCGGCGCACUGGCUUCCAGUGCAGACUGGGAUCACGCUCCGCCCAGUGGGUGGUGCCGCAGCUGACAGCCAAGGAGAUGGUGUAAACAUAAAGGAACCUCACGGAGGGUACAGGGGCUGCACGUAACCAUCGCCAAGAAAACAGACGAGGAGCUGCACUUCAACGGAGUACUGGACCUGUACCGGGACGGCGCGCACAUGGAGUACAGGCAACAGGGAGAAAGAGGAGAGCUCAGACCAGUCUUUCUGGAACCAGAGCCUCUGAAGGAGUUGGAUGAAGAUCUGGUGUCAGACUUGGAACUGAACAAUGGCAUCACUCUGGAGGAGAGGGAGGAGAGGGAGGAGAUGCAAGUAGAGCUGGCCAAGCUGGAAGAAGAAAUCGCGACCCUGAAGCAAGUCUUGGCCGCCAAGGAGCAACAUCAAGCUGAGUUGAAGCAGAAGCUGGGAGUGACGCCCCUCAGUGGCUUGCGGCAGAACUUCAGCAGGAGCUGGAAUGACAUGCAAGCAUCCACAGCGUACAAAAGGACUACAGAAACAUUAAGUACGGCCGGGCAGAAGACCACCGAGGCUCUCAGCACCUUGGGCACGGCCAUCAGCAGGAAGCUGGAGGACGUCAGCUCGUUCGGCCUCCAGUUUCUGUACGGGCAAAGAUCACAGGCCAUUGGCUACUCAAUCCGGGAGUCGAUGAGCAUGCCUGCUAUGAGAAACUCUACCAGUUUCAGGUCUUUUGAGGAUAAGGUGGAAAGCACAGUUUCCACCUUAAAGUCCAAGGUGGGUGGAAACAGCAGUGGGGGAAGUUUUGAGGAGGUUCUGUCCUCCACCGCCCACGCCAGCAUCCAGGAAGUCCCCACUAACACCGUCAUGAGUGAGAACAGCGAGCGGACUUCCUAGCUACUGCCGCACCUCCCGCUGGCCUGCACCCCGCGGCUUCUUCACGGCGAGAGGAGAGAAGGCCCUACACGAGCACAGAUAGGCGGCCGCCUCUUCCAGUUUAUCCUGCGAUAACCUCUGCUGCAUGAUCCUCACCCUGUGCUACCAUUGUACUGAAAUCCUAACCAAAAAAUGUGUCCUUUUCACGCUAAUACUUCAACAUUUUUGCAGUUAUAAAACAGUAGCACUUGUGUUCAUUUUGCAGUAUGGGUGUAUAUGGUUAUUUUACAGGGAACUUUUAUUCCUAUAAAGGCACUGAAAUGAAGCUUUAAUUGCGACUUGCAUACUCGGAAUACUUUUUGCUCACUCUGGUCUGAAACAUACAGGUAAGAGCGAAGCUUGGGGUCUGAGCGUAAGGUCAUCUAUUCAUCCCCCUGGAGGGCUUUUUUGGGGGCUUGCAGGCUCACGAGUGACUCCACUGAGCAUGGGACUCAAACCAGCCACCUUCUGAUCAUAAGCACAGAGGCCUAACCCACUGAGCCACACAAUACUGUAGCAUUUUGGUUUCAAUCAGUCUCACCUGAUCUAUUAGUUACCCAAUGGGAAAUAACAUCCUAGUGUUAUUUAGGUCCAGGUGUGUGAGAUUUACAAAAAUACGGCAGAUAAAUACACCGAGUGCAGCUCCAAUCCCUGUGUGCUUUUCAAAGUCAGCCAGAAGGUUAUGAGGAUCGAAGAACGAGACAGGUGUGCCUCUUCAUCCUAUCAGCACCACUCUUACCUCCUUGCACCAGAAGUCGGCAUCAUUCCUUAACGGCGGAUCGUCAGAAAGGCUGCAGGAUGUCAGAAUAUAGCACUGUGGCACUGCUGCGAUUGUCACAAUGGUCAAACGCUUGGCAUUCUCACCGUUUCUAUGGAGAAGCCUAGUGAACUUCAUAACAACUGAAACUUUUACCAAGAUGUCAUAUACAAGUUUGUACCUUCUAGAUAAUUAAAGUAUACUGGUCUGUGUAUGUACCAUGCUUUGCAGUUUUAAUAUUAAAGUGUUUUGAGUUUGU
Molecule: messenger RNA, 2195 nt
Organism: Brienomyrus brachyistius
Lineage: Eukaryota; Metazoa; Chordata; Actinopteri; Osteoglossiformes; Mormyridae
Gene: tpd52l1
Product: tpd52 like 1
Exons: 10
Coding region: 469-1161 (230 amino acids)
Biological process (GO): positive regulation of MAP kinase activity; positive regulation of apoptotic signaling pathway
Cellular component (GO): cytoplasm
Source: RefSeq, a predicted model, not a curated record